Messenger RNA from Haliotis rufescens (red abalone), 3389 nucleotides. Its product is annotated as NXPE family member 3-like. Lineage: Eukaryota; Metazoa; Mollusca; Gastropoda; Lepetellida; Haliotidae. The transcript has 4 exons. The record is from RefSeq and is a predicted model, not a curated record. The coding region runs from base 186 to 1781 and encodes 531 amino acids.
CACCUUCAGAGACGCCCUAUUUAUCCACGUCUCGCUAUACAUUUACAAUUGAUUCUGUGUUUAAGAUGAAACGCCCGACCCCUAGCAGAAGCAUGUCAUACAGUAGGGGGUGAAUCACCUUAAUCGAUCGUGUACAGACAGGGUUUUCAGUAAGGGCGUCGAGUGUACAGGAGACGUAUGCCAAUAUGAAGAAGCACAUAUUUCGUAUAUUUGUCUGUCUGGUAUUUGUUUGUGGCGUUCUUAUUGUAUCUGUGAAACUGGAUAUCUUCAACCAGUCAAUAAUAAACCUCCACAACUUGACGUUUCUGACAACUGAGCCAGUAUUUGGACGCCGCUAUCUCCCAGAGCAUGAUUUACUCCUCUCCCCUAUAAAUUUCCACCCGAAAUGCGCCAAUGCAAACACCUCUCGUAUAUAUCUAAAACAUUAUCAACCAUCGUACUCGUUGGGAGAACAGAUCAAAGUUCAAAUAGAUCUGUUUGAUAGGGAUGGUAACCGGAAGUCAACUGGGGGCGACCAUCUGAGAGUGUGGAUGGAAGAUCCCAAGACUUCAGCUUCCGUCUCCGGUGAGGUUUUCGACCACAAUGAUGGAAGUUACACUGGUGUUUUCAAAGCCACAUGGGCCGGACAGGCUGCGAUACGCGUAUUUAUUGCAACACGAAGAGAGGAGUUGGCUCUGUAUUACAGAAUGUUUAAACAAUACUCCAGCAUAUGGACAGCAUAUGCCGAUUUCAACAAGACACCGCUGUCUGAAACAUCGAGAUGCUCAGCAAACCAACCGAGUAUGUCAAAGACCAACGAGUGGUGUAACUUGACAACUGAGAACGAUGGUUUUCCUUGGUUUUGCAAGAAGACUAAUUUAACUUGUGAUACAUGGACAAAUUCCUACACUGGCCCGACUAAUUUCACACUUGAUACUACUGAGAAAGAUAUCCUUACAUGGUCAGUUAAGGGUGCUUCCUCUGACAUCCUACGGCUGUUUCUGAAUAUAUCUAUAAGAAAUGUUGGAAAUUCAUCAUUGCUGACGCCGCCUGAUAUCUCCUGUAAUAAUUUACCAGCAAAAGUGACCUGGCAGCAGAAAUCUCCAAACGGUUUUUUUUACACCAAUAGAUGGCAUUCGCUAAUGUGUCAUGACACACUGCCACGCACCAUAGAUACUUACAGACAAUGCUUGAAAGGAAGGACGCUAUGGCUUCAUGGGGAUUCAACAAGUGCCCAGUUCAAAACAGCUCUUCACUCCUUCUUGCGCUUUCCUUCACAUGCAAAUCACCAUGUACCUGUUAAUGACAAAGAUCCGUUACACAAUUUUUCAGUUUCCUGGCAUGCUCACGAAUUACCGUUCUAUCAUGGAGCUCGACACUACCCAAGAUAUUCGAACCAAGCUCAGCACAUCAUGAUGGACCGUCUCCCGAACACCACCAAGGACAUCGUAGUGUUAUAUUUGUACGUUCAUUUCACACUUGUCCACCCGGAUGAGUUUCGGCGGCAUGUUCGACGACUUGUUCCAUCUGCAAAGAACCUCUUGGCACGCGCCCCUAAUGUUACACUUGCAGUUCGUGGCCCACAUGCAUAUUUCAGAGGGACACAAAGUUUGUUAUCCUACUGGGGUCUCAUAUAUUCUGAUAUUUGGCAUGAGGAAUUCGCUUCAUUGCAUGACAAGAUUGUUUAUUUAGAUUUCUGGGAUUUGACCAUGGCAAGACCUUCUGCAGAUGUUCACGCAGACAUGAGCAUAGUUCAUCAAAUGGUACACAAAAUGAUGUCAUUGUUGUGCUUUAGGAAGUGAUUCAAUACAGUGACAAUAUAUAAGAAUUAUAUUUGACCAAGUAAAUUGAUACCAGAUUAAACUCUUUGCCUUAUUAAGUUGAAUUCUUGGUGGGGUGGGGAGGGGGAAUAUUAAAUCAUUGUUUUAUUUUCUUUGACAUGCUAUCAGGUCCAAUUGAAAUUUGGAAACAUGUGAAAAUGAUACAAAUACUUGAAGAAAGUGAUGUCAUUACAGGGAUACCGAUAUUUUAUACCAUACAAAGUAUUAAAUAAAAUCACGUCAUAGGCCGUUGUACAUCUUCUGACCUUCUGACCGAGUCUUACUUAAUCGGUAUUUGCCGAGCCAUUGACGAUGCAAAUACCGAUUAACGGGACGAGGUUGAUAUUUCCCAUAUCAAAAAACACUCGUGAUGAAUUUUAUUUAUCAUUUGCGCAUUAUUGUUUCCCUUUUAAGGAAUAAAUGCAUUAACAUUGACAUCAGCAACUUGUCGAAAUCUUACGUAUAGAUCGUGCCUAGUGAUACAUGUUUUUCAUUGCCGUGUGAAGUUACUGUGAACCAAAAUAAACAACCUCUUAACUCCUUCAUGGCAUAUUCCUUCGCUGAGAAAAAAGGAUUAUUUUGAACAAAAUUUUUGAACAGAGUUUUGCAGAAUAAUUGAAACUUUAAUCACGCUAACAACAAUUCUGUGUAAUCUGAUUAUAUCUCUGGUUAAUUUCACUUAUAUAUAGCUUUUGAAUCAAACCGCUCUCUCACUUAAAGAAUGUCUCUCGGAGGAGAUGUCAGAGUAUACUUCAGUCGGUGUCACUAUCACCAUCAAUGACAAUCCGGCGUCUUUUGACUGGAGCCGGGCUUGGAGGUUUAACGAGAUUAAUCGUUAUGUUUCCACGAGUAAUGUUGCCAGCAAACAUAGUGUUGACACCACCAGAAACAUUUGAAAUUUGAGACCUACUUUGUGUUGUCUACUGGCGAUUUGGACAUGACGCGAGGGGCCGCCCUGUAUGACGGGAGUUUCAUCAACAAGCUGGGAUGUCACAGUGUUGGAUGGAGUGUUUCGCAAAAUAAUGUUGGAUAUUUGAUUAUGCUGGUCAGGAUUAAUAUGGCAGGAAUUGUUCACAGAAUGGAUGUUUUUGUGACCAGUUAUCUGCAUAAGUUGAUUUGGCGGAUUAUUAGGCGACCCUUUUUUAUUUCUUGGUUUACGGAGUUCAAUCUCAUUUCAAAAGUGAGGUAGGCCAAUUAAAAACUAAAAAGUUAAAAUUAAAAAGCCCUUAGAGAUUGUUUUUACUCGAAGUUUGUCCUAAAAAGUUAGGUAGGUAUAAAAAAAAUUAUUCUGGAGUAACAAAAGUAAAAGAACUCAAUUUCUCAAGAACAUUUUAUCAUAUCCCUGACACUCAGCUUGUGCACAAAUGGCAAUAUAACAAUAUCCAUGUCAUGGGUGGAAAUGCAUGAAAGACGCCGCUAUAUUGGCAGCAUGGCGACGUUCAACACCCGCCAACCAGAAGAUAACUGCUGUGACAAGUUCCCAGAGACUCUUGUGUGAUAGAUGAAGCCAACAUUUAUCUAGGAAAUUAUCUGCUUGUAAAACAUCUUUGCUACUACAUUUUUGGCUAUACACUAUUUGAAAGGUCUAGU